GCCAGACGGGGCAGAUCACAUCACGAUUGACCGGCUCAGUCGACGACGACUUCGCGUAGUCCAUCCACACCCACGGAAAACGCACGUCGUCCCUACUAGAGCCGCGCCGAAUCAAUCCCCGCAGUUGAUUCGACAGGUUGACCCCAUCGUUACAGCAUUGCCCGACGGACACCAUUUCGGAGGUAACGAAAUCCAUUUUGAACGUGUUUCGGCGAAACACGUCGUCCAAGUCGCUUGAUCAGCAUUACCUGGCUUCUUCGAUGAAGUCAGCGCCGCCGCCGUCACCCCAGUGUGCGCUGGGCGAGCACGAACGAACGCCUGCAACCCGUCAUCAUUCGUCGAUCACUGUGUCCCAGAGGCACCAGCAUACCCACGCCCUCAACAGUUCGAACUACUUUGAAAAGGCUGCGAAAAAGGAGAACCGCACCAUUUCGCAGAUCAAGAAUGGCCUGCGCAGCAUCACACACAAGGCGUCGUCCCUCUUUGACGACUCGACAUCCUCCUCAUCCACGUCAUCUCGGCGUCCCUAUCCACCAAGCCAUUCAUCCAGUUCCAGCGAACAUUCCCGCACCAGUUCCCAGGUCACGCUGUGUCAGUCCCCCAGCACGACGCCGAUCGAUGGCCUUCACAUCCAUGAUGCCGCGAGUCCGAGGUUGACGGCCCCGGACGACUCGGACGACGAGCAUGCGAUCACCACCUACAUCCGGGACCUGACUCCUGACCCGCGCAAGAUCCUUCGAGGCCGCGGCAGCUCAGCGCUUGUCCGCGCCGUGAUCCGCGCCAACAUGAUCGAUUGCAUGUCAUGCAAGUGGGCAUCCGGGUACUUUUCGUACGUGUCGUACGGGGUUCGGCAAAAGCAACUCUCCACGCUCGAAGCCAACUCGCUGCGGUGGCUCAUCUGCCAGUACAUCAUUCUCGAGGCCACGCGGCGCAACGCCGUCCAGCAGGUGCUUCGCGACCAGCUCACGCGCAAGCUCACCGACUUCCGCAUCGCCGUCCAAUGUGUGUCGGGCAUGACUGUGGUCAAGUACGGGCGCAAGGGCAAACCGCACGCGACGCAGCUGCUGGUCGAGAACGCCGACGUGAUCCGGUGGACGCCCAAGCUGGGCCACCAUCUGACGUCGAUGCUGCAGCAACACAAGCACAAAAGCAUCUCACUAUCGACCGUGAUUUCCGUCCAGAGCGGAAUCAAGAGCGACGUGUUCCGCAAGGCGUACAAGGACGCCAAGGGCAUGCUGGACCCGGCCUGCUGUCUCUCCCUCGUCACCCCCACGCGGUCGCUGGACGUGGUCACAACCAGUCGGCAGCAGUGCGACUGGCUGCAGCGCAGUGUCCAGCUCAUGGUCGCCCAAGCCCACGAGAACGAGAAGAAGGCCAGCAUGCACGUGGAAACGACCAUCAUGAAGAAACUCGGGAGUAUGACCGUACACAAGCACGGGCGCAAGGGCCGACCGCACAAAACCAACUUGAACGUCGACAAGUACGGCGAAAUCACGUGGAAGGGCAAGAGCGGCGGCGCCAUCUUGCUCCAGGAAGUGCUCGAGCUGCGGCUGGGCCACGCGACUGCUGUAUUUCACCGCGUGUCGACGCAAAAAGCCAACAACCCCAAUCACUGUCUGUCGCUGGUCACGGCAUCCCGGACAUUGGAUUUGGAACUGCAUUCAGAAAGUGAACGGGAUUACAUGGUCAUUGCUUUUCGAUAUUUAUUGAACAAGAUGCGCGAUCGAGCCCGAGAAGCAAAACGCAUGAAAGCCGAGCGAGGGGUCCGCAUGCUACAGGAAGCAUAUCAGUAUCAUGCCAGUCGGAUGCAAGUACAAGCCCAACCCGUUGGGUACGACCUGGAGCGAUACCCCGGCAGCAGCCUCCCGCCGUCCCCCACGGCGUCGUCCUCGUACUUGCCAUCUCCAUUUGCUUCGUCGUCCUCUGUCGAACGGUAUCCGCCAUCUCCGUCGGCGCAACCGCUUCCAUACCCGCAAGCACCGCACGCGCUGUCGCAGUUUCGGGUGGAGUCCAAGCAAGGAUUAACAACCCCACAAGCAGUAGCAUCACCAAAACCGUCCAAGGCGCUGCUGCUGCCGCCCCACCAAUUCCCCUCGUCAAACUCGUCUAUGAGAGUGAUGAAACAAUCAUUGGUGCCUUCCGCCACAUCGUAAUCUAAUAUAUGUACCCCUCGCCA
Molecule: messenger RNA, 2176 nt
Organism: Aphanomyces astaci
Lineage: Eukaryota; Oomycota; Saprolegniomycetes; Saprolegniales; Verrucalvaceae
Exons: 4
Coding region: 261-2153 (630 amino acids)
Source: RefSeq, a predicted model, not a curated record